UGACAGGACUAGCGUGUGUGUGUGUGUGACAUGAGCGUUCCUCUGCUGAAGCUCGGUGCGGUUGUGAGCACCAUGAUCAUGGUCUCGAACUGGAUGUCCCAGAAGCUGCCGGCGCUGGUGGGUCUCGAUCAACACGGCGCACGACCCGGGACCUCGGAGAAGCUCAUCAGCGUGUGGUAUCCCGGCGAGGACGAGAGCUGGCAGGUGUUCGGCUCAGUGCAGGACAGGUGUGUUUGCUCCAUCAUGAGUCCCACUCACAGCGUCUGUGGAGGAGACCCUCGACACGACCGACUGCAGAGGCUCGCCAAUCACGUGAGGAUCCAGCAGGGGUCAGAGGUCACACGCGCUGGCACUCGUCACCUCAUCUUCAUCUGUGUGUGUGUGUGUGUGUGUGUGUGGCAGGUGCUGAACGUCUCCCAGGACAUGGAGCUCCUGAACCAGCGGACGGCUCAAGAUCUUCAGCACCUCAGAGACUCAGAGACGCUGCUGGACGCGCUGGAGACCAGAUUAAAAACAGCCCAUGAUGAUCCUCACAGCCUGACCAGCAAGAGCCUGCAGGAUCUGCGCUGGAGCGUGUCUCAGUGUCGCCCCCUGCGGGCGCUGGCGGGCCGGUUGCGGGCGGAUGCGGGGCAGCUGGAGUCUCUGAAGGAGGAGUUGGAGAGACUCAAGGAUUCUCUGUCCGUCCUGCAGGAACUGUUCACUCUCCGUCACUAUCAGCGUCUGCAGGAGCGCUCGUCAGUCCUACAGCAACACCUGCACACCUGCUCCAGCCAGCUGGGUUGUGGCAGGCUGACGGGUAUCAGCGCUCCGCUCACCAUCAGAUCUUCAGGCUCACGCUUCGGAUCAUGGAUGAUGGACACCAUGAUUGACAGUUCAGACAAUCGUGUGUGGGUGAUGGAUGGGUAUUUGAAGGGCAGGCGUCUGGUGGAGUAUAAGUCGCUCGAUGACUUCGCCAAUGGGCAGAACUUCAUCAUCCAUCAUCUUCUUCACCCGUGGGCAGGUACGGGUCACGUGGUGUACAACGGCUCCCUGUACUACACCAAACACCACAGUAACGUGUUGAUCCGCUAUAACCUGGCGUCGGGUGUCGUCCAGCACCAGCAGCGGCUCCAUCAGGCCGGGUUCAACAACACCUUCCCGUACUCGUGGGGCGGCUCGUCCGACAUCGACCUCAUGGCGGACGAGCUGGGCCUGUGGACCGCGUACAGCUCCACCCCUCACGCGGGGACUCUGGUGCUGAGCCGGCUCGACCCGCACACACUCGAGGUCCAGCGCUCCUGGGACACGGGCUUCCCCAAACGCAGCGCCGGCGAGGCCUUCCUCAUCUGCGGGACGCUGUACGUCACCGACUCACACCUGGCCGGAGCGAAGGUCCACUUCAGCUUCCACACGGACACGGCGUCCUACGAGUACACCGACAUCCCCUUCCACAACCUGUACUCGCACAUCUCCAUGCUGGACUACAACCCGCGCACACGAGCGCUGUACACCUGGAACAACGGACACCAGGUGCUGUACGAGCUCACGCUGAUGCACUUCAUCAGGACGGCCCGGGACAGCGACGAACCACACACUGAUUAACACCUGGGAGACCUUGUGUGUUUCCCCGCACUGA
Messenger RNA from Rhinichthys klamathensis goyatoka, 1615 nucleotides. It is a transcript of the gene olfm2b, whose product is annotated as olfactomedin 2b. Bases 31 to 1581 code for a protein of 516 amino acids. The transcript is spliced from 6 exons. The record is from RefSeq and is a predicted model, not a curated record. Gene Ontology annotation, biological process: signal transduction. Lineage: Eukaryota; Metazoa; Chordata; Actinopteri; Cypriniformes; Leuciscidae.